UGAUUUUCGCGCCUCAGACUGCAGAUGAGCUUACGGUGGACGGUGUGCUGCCUCUCCCUCGCUUACUCUUAUUCUCACUCCCUCUCUCUUCUCUGACUCUCCUGCUCUCUUUCUUUCUUUUUUGCUCUUGCUCUCUCUCACACUCGCUUGCUCUCGCUCUCCUUUUUCUCAAACUCACACUUUCUCUCACAUUCUCACGCUCUUUCUUUCUCAUUCUAUUUCUCACACCCACACUGUCUCACUCACUUCUUUUUCUAACAUUGACCCUCUCACAUUCUCUCUUCUUUUCCUCACAUUCAUUUUUUUUACUUACACUCAUUCUCUACCUCUAUCUUUUUCUCACACAUUCUCUUGCUCUUUUUCCCACUCAAACUCUCACAUUCUCUCUCUCACACUCACAUUCUCUCGCUCUUUUUCUUACUGACAACAUCUCUCAUUCUCUCGCUCUCUCUCUGGUUCACACGCUCUCUCUCUCUCUCUCUCUCUCUCUCUCUCUCUCUCUCUCUCUCUCUCUCUCUCUCUCUCUCUCUCUCUCUCUCUCUCUCUCUCUCUCUCUCUCUCUCUCUCUCGGGUGUAAUGGAGAUACCUGCAGACUGCAGCACGCUUCCUCUGGGGACAGAUUGAGCGGCUUUAUUGCCUUUUUCUUUAGCGGUAAAGAUGAAUUUAUGGAGCGGCUUAUUUCCACUGCAGCUUCUCCUCGGGUUCAGCAUGUUUCCAGUAUGCUGGAGUGCUCAGGGGAGGUAUGCCCACAAGCUGCUGAAGGACCUAUUUGUUAAUUACUCCAAUGCUGUGAGGCCUGUGGAGGACACCGACAACAUCAUUAACGUCACCUUACAGAUCACUCUUUCCCAAAUCAUCGAUAUGGAUGAACGGAACCAGAUCCUCACCACAUACUUGUGGAUUCGUCAGGUCUGGUUGGAUGCAUACCUCACAUGGAAUAAGGCGGACUACGAUGGACUCGAUACCAUCCGUAUACCUAGUAGUUAUGUAUGGAGACCAGAUAUAGUCCUAUAUAACAAUGCAGAUGACCAGUUCUCCAGCUCUAUGGAGACCAAUGUGGUGAUCCACCAUGAUGGCCAGAUCAUGUGGGAUCAGCCAGCCAUAUCCAAGAGCUCCUGCAAGGUGGACGUGUCCUUCUUCCCCUUUGAUUCCCAGAAGUGCCGCCUCACCUUCGGUUCCUGGACCCACAACGGCAACCAGAUGGACAUUCUCAACGGCAUGGACAGCGCCGACCUGGCUGACUUUGUGGAGAAUGUUGAAUGGGAGGUGCUUGGAAUGCCUGCCAAGAAGAAUGUUAUACUGUACGGCUGCUGCUCGGAGCCUUAUCCUGAUAUCACCUAUACACUGCAGUUAAAGAGGAGGGCUUCUUUCUACAUCUUUAACCUCCUCAUUCCAUGUAUGAUGAUUUCCUUCCUGGCUCCACUGGGCUUUUAUUUGCCAGCUGAUUCAGGAGAAAAGGUGUCCCUUGGGGUUACAGUCCUGCUGGCUCUUACCGUCUUCCAGUUGUUAGUGGCAGAGAGCAUGCCACCCUCAGAGAACGUACCACUUAUUGGGAAAUACUACAUUGCCACGAUGACUAUGAUCACAGCCUCCACAGCCUUAACCAUCUUCAUUAUGAACAUCCAUCACUGUGGUUCUGACGCACAGCCUGUGCCUGAGUGGGCCCGUCGCUUUAUUCUCAACUACCUGGCCCGGAUCUGCUUUGUGUACGAGGUGGGAGAGAGCUGCCUGACGGUUCCGACUGAGACGACCUCCAGGAGAGGAAACAGCUGCUUUGUCAAUGGCCAGGCGAUAGGAGAGGAAUUGGCUUUAAAAACUCAAGGAUCUACUCUAGCUAGCACAACUGGGGAUCUUCAAGUGCCAACAGAGCUUAAGGAGGACGUGGAAGAUGAUCUGAGUCCAACCAUAUCACCAGGAACAAACUCAUCACCCUGUUCUGGUGCCAGGAAGGAUGGAGUUUUUGUGAACAUGGAUCACAGAGACCUGUCAGGCGUAGUAGGAGGGUGUGGAGGACGGCGGGGAACAGGCGGAGAGAAAGAGAGUGAAAGUUUUAGAGCUGUAGGCAACAAGGAGCCAGUGAAAAGGAAGGAGGUGCUUCUUAGGGGUCAGUGCAUGUGCCAUCAGCAACCAUUGUUAAAGAACAUUGAGUACAUGGCCAACUGUUACCGUGAACAGAAAUCCACUCAGAGACGGACUGGGGAAUGGCGCAAAGUCGCCAAAGUCAUGGAUCGCUUCUUCAUGUGGCUCUUCUUCAUCAUGGUCUUUCUAAUGAGUUUGCUGAUCAUGGGAAAAGCAAUCUGAGAUCAGCCAUCCUGCUGCUAAAAGACUUGUUUUGUAAUAUUUUAAGCACGUUGUUUGGUUAGAUGAUCUUCAGAGAAACUCAAAAGACAUUUUAGAGUUAAGUUUAAGACUGAUGGACUUGAAAAACUCUGAACUGUUGCGGCUGACCAAGAAAUAUCAGCAAUAUUGUUCACAGAGGCCAAUUGUUUUUGUAAUUCAUUUUUCAUGCGUCAUUCAUUGUUGUCCCUAUAGUCAAUAUCCUUCUAUCUAAAGGAAACUAAAAAUGACAGUGAGAAACUCUACCUUUGUAAAGAUAAUAUCUAUAUGUGUACGUAAAAGCACAGAGGAAUGGAAUUAAACAUAGUGUUCCUGUUUUAAGGAGUAUGGUGGUCCACAAACUGCCUGUUUUGCAUGUAAUCUUAGCAGCUCUCAGUAGGGUACUUUAGUAGGCUUGCAUUGUAUUUACAAAGACAUACAAAGGAAGUUGUUUGACUCUACAUUAGCAUAGCUGAAAACAUGUUGUGUAUGUAUGAUGCUAUUAAAUGUGUAAAUGACUUUAUUGUAUAGAGUAAAGCAAGCAAUCAAGGAAUAGCUGCUGUCUUACUGUUGAUAAUAAAUAACAAAUGUUUCCAAU
Messenger RNA from Astyanax mexicanus (Mexican tetra), 2914 nucleotides. Its product is annotated as neuronal acetylcholine receptor subunit alpha-10. The record is from RefSeq and is a predicted model, not a curated record. Gene Ontology annotation, cellular component: synapse; neuron projection; postsynaptic membrane. Gene Ontology annotation, biological process: chemical synaptic transmission; monoatomic ion transmembrane transport; signal transduction. Lineage: Eukaryota; Metazoa; Chordata; Actinopteri; Characiformes; Acestrorhamphidae. Gene Ontology annotation, molecular function: acetylcholine-gated monoatomic cation-selective channel activity; transmembrane signaling receptor activity. The transcript is spliced from 5 exons. The coding region runs from base 658 to 2301 and encodes 547 amino acids.